UACAACCUUGAGAAAUUCCUCAUGGCAAAAUUUUGCUCAUUUCUCCUAGUUUAUGCAGCUUUAAUACUCACUUCCCUCUCAAAAUUCAACCAUGCAACCGAUCAGCUUGCUCUCCUCUCCUUCAAGUCCAUGCUAGCUAAUGACCCUAAACAAUCAUUAUCCUCAUGGAACAACUCCAUCCAUUUCUGCAAAUGGACAGGCAUCACUUGCAGUGGCCGAAAGCACCCUCGUAGAGUCAUCUCGUUGGUUCUCAGCUCUCUCGGUCUCUCUGGAUCGAUAUCACCUGCCAUAGCCAACCUCACAUUUCUCAGAAACAUCGAUCUUUCUAAUAACCAAUUUCAUGGGUUCAUCCCCAAAGAGGUCGGUCAUAUCAUCCAACUUCAGCAUCUCAAUCUGAGCAUGAACUCUCUCCAAGGAGGUAUCCCUGAAUCGCUGUCUAAUUGUUCGCAGUUAAGAAACAUCAGUAUGCGUGAUAACCUGCUGACAGGUAAGAUUCCACUUGGUUUCAGCAAAUGUUGGAAUCUUCGACUCAUACACCUGAGCAAUAACAGCCUUAUAGGAAAUAUACCACCUUCAUUGACGAACCUCUCAUACCUGAAAGUACUAAGUUUGAGCUCAAACGAACUUGCUGGAAGCAUCCCAGGUUCAAUAGGAAACCUACAUUCUCUCACUUAUCUCUCACUAGCUAAUAACCAGUUAUCGGGGGCCAUUCCUCCUUCAAUUGGAAAACUCUCGAAACUGACAGCAUUGGGACUUCUCAGCAACAAUCUUACAGGAAAUAUUCCCUCUUCGGUAUGGAAUCUGUCAUCUCUUACUCGCCUCUCUAUGGGUUAUAAUAAUCUAUCGGGUUCACUUCCACAAUCUUUAGGCCAGGCUCUUCCUCUGAUUGAAACACUAGACCUUUUCAAUAACCAAAUUCACGGAGCUCUCCCGGUGUCGUUAUCCAAUGCAUCCAGUCUUAUACGAAUCGAUCUUUCCUUCAACAGGUUCAGUGGUACAAUCCCUUGGAACAUAGGAAGCCUAUCGAAUUUAGAAUGGAUAAAUUUCGGUAACAACUUUUUAGAAGCUAAGGAAGCCGGUGGAUGGAGCUUUCUCGAUAGUUUGACCAACUGUACCAAUUUACAGGUUCUUCAGCUAGACUCUAAUAAGCUUGGUGGAGUUCUGCCAUACUCCAUCACAAACCUUUCCACUGAGCUUCAGCUACUAACUAUUGGAGAUAAUGGGAUAUCGGGAAAAAUAUCGGCAGAGAUAGGAAACCUCAUUGGUUUGACGAACUUGGAUUUGGGUCCAAACUUGCUCACAGGUUCAAUUCCUCCCUCUAUUGGGAAGCUCCAACACAUGCAUGAAUUGGAUGUUAAUAAUAACAAGCUCUCUGGAGAGAUCCCAUCCACCCUCGGCAACCUCACUCAACUUGUUGCUAUUUUCUUAGACUACAAUCAAUUGAGCGGGAACAUACCAGGAAGUCUCAGAAAUUGCCAGAAUCUAAAUCUGUUGAAUCUCAAUUCCAAUAGCCUUACCGGUGGCAUACCCAAAGAGAUUCUUGCCAUAUCCACCCUCAGCAUCAGUCUAUCCUUGGCAUUCAAUUCACUUACAGGGUCAAUACCGUUAGAAGUUGGGAACUUGAGAAACCUGGGAAUGCUUGAUGUUAGUAUGAACAGAUUGUCUGGAGAACUACCUAGUAGUCUCGGGGGGUGCUUAGAGCUACAAGAGCUUUUCUUUCGCGGGAACCUCUUUCAUGGAAAAAUCCCUUCAUCCCUGAGUGCUUUAAGAGGCAUUCAAUACAUCGAUCUUUCAAACAACAACUUGUCAGGUACAAUUCCGGAAUUUUUAGAGGAGUUUCAUUUCCUACUCUAUCUCAACCUCUCUUUCAAUAAUUUCGAGGGCGCAGUUCCAAGAACUGGGGUUUUUACCAACACAAGUGCACUUUAUGUAAGUGGGAACAGCAAGCUCUGUGGAGGGAUUCCAGAACUGAACUUGACAGCAUGCCCCUCUCAAUCUCUAAACAAGAGGCAUGACUCUCAUCGAUUCAUAGCGAUCAUAUCAGUUGCUGGGUCAUUUGCGCUCUUGUUUGUGGUCUUCUCUUUUCUAGUUGCAUCCUGCUGGAUGCAAAAAUCAAGAAGAAAACAGCUAGACUCAGAAUCCAUGACUGAGCAAGAUAGAGUAUCUUAUGCUGAACUUUUGAGAGCAACAAAUGGAUUCUCUACUGAUAAUCUAAUUGGAAGUGGAAGCUUUGCAAAAGUUUACAAAGGCAUUCUCCAUGAAGAUGACGAUAACUUGAAAGUUAUCGCCGUGAAGGUACUGAACCUUGAAAUGCAAGGAGCAUCCAGGAGCUUUCUAGCAGAAUGCAGAGCCUUGAGAAAUAUCAGGCAUCGGAAUCUUGUUAAGAUCCUGACAGCAUGUUCAAGCACCGAUUUUAGUGGUAAUGAGUUUAAAGCCGUGAUUUUGGAUUUCAUGGUUAAUGGAAGCUUAUAUGAUUGGUUGCAUUCCGAAGAGAAUGAAAAGAAACUGGACCUCGUAAAGAGGAUAAACAUAGCCAUUGAUGUAGCUUCAGCGUUGGAUUAUCUGCACAAUUAUGGUGAGCAACCUAUUGUUCAUUGUGAUUUGAAACCGAGCAAUGUUCUUCUUGAUGAUGAUAUGACUGCACAUUUGGGUGAUUUUGGGCUCUCAAGGUUUCUCAAAGAAAUUGCCAGCAAGUCCUCUCAGUACUCAACAAGCUCUUUUGGUUUGAAAGGAACUAUCGGAUAUGUUCCUCCAGAGUAUGGAAUGGCGAACAAAGUGUCAACACUAGGAGAUGUGUACAGCUACGGGAUACUUGUACUGGAAAUGUUCACUGGAAAAAGUCCCACUGAUGACAUUUUCGUGGACGGUCAAAGCCUUCGGACCUUUGUGGAGAUGGCAUUUCCUGAAAGAGUUGCAGAUAUCAUCAAUGUGAAACUGCUCGAUGAUCAAGUGACCGAUAAUGAUCGGAGUGUGAAUGGUUCGAGAGUUAUAAAGUGUAUAGCUUCAGUGCUUCGAAUUGGCAUUGCGUGUUCAAUUGAAGUACCAGCGGAGAGAAUGGAGAUAGGGGAAGUCAUCAAUGAACUGCACAGGAUCAGAAAUGUUCUCCUAAGAGAUGGAGCGGCUCAGCUGAAAGAUGAAGGUUCAUCAAGAACAGUUUGACGCCAGGUUGCCAGCAAUCAAGAAUGUCACUGAAACUUUAUCGAAUACAUUACAGAAGAUUUGCUUAAGGUUUGUUCAAUCACAAGAAACUAGUGACGCUGUGUCCUCUUAUCUUCAAUUUCUAUUCAAAUAAUCAUCGACAUUUCA
This is a messenger RNA of Asparagus officinalis (garden asparagus), 3306 nucleotides long. Its product is annotated as receptor kinase-like protein Xa21. Lineage: Eukaryota; Viridiplantae; Streptophyta; Magnoliopsida; Asparagales; Asparagaceae. Bases 22 to 3159 code for a protein of 1045 amino acids. The transcript has 2 exons. The record is from RefSeq and is a predicted model, not a curated record. Gene Ontology annotation, molecular function: ATP binding; protein binding; protein kinase activity. Gene Ontology annotation, biological process: protein phosphorylation.